This is a messenger RNA of Oryza sativa Japonica Group (Japanese rice), 1693 nucleotides long. The record is from RefSeq and is a predicted model, not a curated record. NCBI's taxonomy places the organism in Eukaryota, Viridiplantae, Streptophyta, Magnoliopsida, Poales, Poaceae.
UCGCGUUACAUCCCCUUCCAAUGCCCCUCUUCUCGCAGCAAGUGGCGAGCGAGAUGGUUCUAUCUUUAGAUAGAGAACUCGGAUCCCGUCCUUGUUGUCCCUAAAGAACAGCCAAACAAAAUCCCAGAGUGGACCACCAAACCCGCCCUGACUCCCUCCCUCUAAUCUUUCAUCGACAUCAUUGAUGAUCUCCGAAAACGGGGGUUGUCGGUGUACGAAGUCGCUGCCGACUUCGUAGAUAGGCGGAUUCAACCGCUGCAGGCCCGCGCCCAUCCGGCCUUUGAUUACUCUAGGCCAGAGGACACGACCCGGGUCUCUCCUCGGGGUAUUUUUUUCUCGUAUUUCUAAUUUUGUUCCGAGUGCAUCCGUUUCUCCUGACUUAUCGAGUUCUCGUUCUCGAUUUACAGGUCUGGACAGUGACACCGUGGAACGCCGUGUCGGACAGGUGAUGAUGAGCGCCCCCUCAGCGGCGGACGACAUCCCCGUCUCUCUUUGCGAGAAGAACCCGGCCGAACGCAUCGCUGCAAUUAAUGCUCUCCCUCUGACGGACGUCAUCGGGCCACUCGUGGACCACCAGGCGGCAGCGUCGUUGAAGGAAAGCGUCGCCAAGGAGGCGUCUGACAUUGUUGUUGCUGCCACCACGAGUGGCAGCAAUGUUCCAAAGAGGGGAAGGAAAUUCUCCUUCGUACUCAGGACCCAUCGGAAAGCGACGAACUCUGCGGACUCGGACGCGUCCCCUCUGCCUCAGCGAAGGCAGAGGUUCGUGACGAUCGGCGAGAAGAUGGCGCGGGCGAAGGUGGCGCAAGGCAGGACUGAUGCUGCUUCCAGCGCGUCCCCUACGGCAACCUCGACAGGAUUCGUGGUUACCGCUAAGGACCAGGAGGUGACGCCGAGUAGCCCUGUCGUCAGCCUCGUGCCUACCCGGAGCCUGUCCACCGACGCCCUCACCUGGGGAGAACUCCAAGCGGAGAUGGAGCGCCUCCUCCAGGCCGGUGCUUGCGGCGUAGGUUGCGAGAUCGAGGAGGCCAGGGCGGCGGCGUUGUCGGCAAACCAGCGUGCCGACCAGCUGGCGCGCGACCUGGCGGAGGCUCACGAGGACCUCCAAAAGAUGAGGGAGCUGGUGGCCGGCAAUGAGAUGCAGUGGCGUGGACUUGAGCACCGGAUGUCGGAGCUCGAGGGCCACAUGAUCGACAUCCGCGGUUCUCUGCGGACGUCGUUCACCAGCCUGCACUAACUUGUCGGGGAGUGCGGUGUCAUGACUACUAUCCCGGCGUACCCCGAUGAGUUCUCGCUGACGUCGUCGCUCGCGGAACUGACUACGGCGAUGGAGGAGAUCCCCUCCAAGCACGUGACCAGGAUCGGCGAGGAGACGUCUAACGGCAUCUAUACCGGAGCAUGCCACGUCCUUGCGUGCAUGAGGCUGGCGCAUCCCGAUCUAGACCUUAAGAGAGCUUUGGAUCGGGGGGCCGCCGAUGACGCGCGCAAGAUUAUGACGGAAGAAGUCGGUGACUUGGGGGAGUCCGUCCUCCCCCUUUUUGAAGAGUAGGAUAUCUUCAUGCUGUAAAACUAUUUGUGGAUCCAAAUUGCUCUUAUCUAAACAGCUGUUUCCCUUGUUUCCUUAGCAUGUGAUUCCGAGUACUUUGUUGUCAUUGUAGAGAUGUUGAUAUCGAGGAUAUCCAGCAGCACGGGCAGC